Molecule: messenger RNA, 1929 nt
Organism: Exophiala spinifera
Lineage: Eukaryota; Fungi; Ascomycota; Eurotiomycetes; Chaetothyriales; Herpotrichiellaceae
Exons: 7
Coding region: 1-1929 (642 amino acids)
Biological process (GO): transmembrane transport; nucleobase transport
Cellular component (GO): plasma membrane
Molecular function (GO): nucleobase transmembrane transporter activity
Source: RefSeq, a predicted model, not a curated record
AUGGUUCCAGAUGGAGAUGGAGAUCUGGACGUCAUACCAUCUUCGUCUUCAACACGUCCAGUUGUCGAAGAGGAGUCCAGGCCUCUGAUUUCCUCUUCACCGUUGAAUAACUCAUCCUCAGGAUUCGACAGAAGUAGCUCCGAGGACAGCCUGAGCGGCAUUGCGUCACGUUGGGUCUUCUCGCUCCUGCCGCAGCCUUACCAACAACGGGCAAUCCUUACAAUGGGGCGGUACAGGAAUUCAAAGGUAGCCUCGCUGCUAGGGAAGCUGGCAACCGACUCCGAACCGGGUCUGACAAAUGCCCAACUGAUGCUCACCAACGAUGACCUGAAGCCUGUCGAGCUCGAGAGGCGGCAAUGGGGCCCUUGGAACUUUGUCGGCUUCUGGGUCGCCGACUCUUUCAACAUCAAUACUUGGAUGAUUGCUAGCUCCAUGAUCACCAGCGGCGGUCUGGCAUGGUGGCAUGCGUGGCUAUGUGUCUGGAUCGGAUACUUCAUAGCCGCUGUCUUCGUGUGCUUGACCGGUCGCAUCGGAGCGACAUAUCACAUUUCGUUUCCCGUCCUCAGCCGGGCGUCCUUUGGCAUCUGGGGAUCUUUAUGGCCGGUGUUCAACCGCGCAGCAAUGGCGUGUGUAUGGUACGGUGUUCAGUCCUGGAUCGGCGGAGAAUGUGUCACGUUGAUGAUCAGAGCCAUAUGGCCGUCGUUCUACACCCUCCAUAACGGCAUACCGGGCUCCGGCACGAAUACUCGAGACUUUGUCGGCUUCUUUCUUUUCUGGCUUGGCUCGCUUCCUGCCAUAUGGUUUCCAGUGCACAAGAUCCGUCAUCUCUUCACCGUAAAGGCGUACUUCGUUCCGGUCGCUGGAAUUGCGCUCUUCGGCUGGGCGAUCGGGAGAGCCCAUGGCAUUGGUCCAAUCGUCCACCAACCCGCAGCAUCGCAUGGCUCGGAACUCGCAUGGGGUUGGAUUGCGGGUAUCAUGAGCUCUAUUGCAAACUUCGCAACGCUCAUCGUCAACGACGCCGACUUCUCCCGUUUCGCGGGCAAGCCCAAAGACGCACUCUGGUCUCAACUCUUCACCAUCCCUCUCGGCUUCGCCGUGACGUCCUUCAUCGGCAUCAUAGUCUCGUCAUCCAGCAAAGUCAUAUACGGCACUACUAUCUGGAACCCACUCGACCUUCUCUCGCAAUUCCUUCUAGAUGACGCCUCGUCCGCCGAGCGGUUUGGCGUAUUUAUCAUCGCCGCGGCCUUCGUCCUGGCUCAGCUCGGUACCAACAUUGCUGCAAACUCUGUGUCGGCAGGCACAGACAUGACUGCCUUACUGCCCCAGUACAUCAACAUCCGACGAGGCGGGUACAUCUGCGCCAUUGUUGGACUGUGCAUGUGUCCUUGGAACCUCUUGAAGUCGAGCAACAACUUCACCACGUACCUGUCGGCGUAUAGCGUCUUCCUGUCCAGCAUCGCUGGCGUGAUUAUCUGUGACUACUAUGCCGUCAGGAAGGGCUACUAUUCGCUCCGUGAAAUGUACUCUGCCCACAGAGACGGACCGUACUUUUACUUCUUCGGCUGGUCAUGGAGAGGCUACGCGGCGUACAUCUGCGGUAUCGCGAUCAACAUUGUCGGAUUCGUGGGUGCCGUCGGCGGCAAGGUUCCCAUGGGUGCCGUGUACAUCUACCGCUUCAACUUCUUCGCGGGCUUCAUAGUCGCCGGCGUCGUCUACUAUCUCCUUUGUACUGCGUGGCCGGUCCCCGCCACGAGUGAGGUUUGGUGCGAAAAGACCGACGAGGCCGAUCGGCAGUUCAGUGUUGUGUAUACGGAUGCAGAAGGGUAUGAUGAAGAGCGGAGCGUUGGAGCGGAUGAGGUUGAGCUGCGACAAAGUGACGAGGAUGAAGAUGACCAGAAGAUUGUGUAUAGAGACGUGACGAGAGGCUAG